This is a messenger RNA of Acanthocheilonema viteae, 599 nucleotides long. NCBI's taxonomy places the organism in Eukaryota, Metazoa, Nematoda, Chromadorea, Rhabditida, Onchocercidae. The record is from the annotation of a GenBank genome assembly.
GAAAGUUCGUAGCGAUGAAAAAUGCGCUAAUUGCGUUCCUUACAUUACUAUUUGCUUUUUCGAUGCUUAUCGCGGUAGUAUUGCUGGUCAGAUCGCAUACAAAAGAUUCGAAUGAUGCGAUGAAGACGGAAGCAAGCGAAACGGAAUCAGGCGAGAUGGAAUCAGGCGAGAUGGGAUCGAACGGGACGGAAUUCGGCGAGAUAGAAUCAAACGCAGACGAUUCAUUGGAUGCGAACAACAAUAAUCUCGACUGCCCUGAAGUAGCAUCGAAUAACACUUCCGCAAAUGGCGGAUUCAUCCCCCAUUUUUUUCUGAGGCAUACCGUUGAUACAAUGCCACCUGCACAGCGAGAAAUACUCCCGUCGAUUCCAUUGAGAAGGCGCGGAAUGACGCAGGACAGAUUAAUCUCUCAGAUUCCUCCGAGCGAUGGUGAACUCAUCAGUGAUACAAUGAUAGUGCCGUCGAAUUCAUUGAGAAAUCGCGGAAUGACGCCUCAGUUCUUCUUGAAUUAUAGGCACAUCAAUAAUGGAACGCUGCCCAAAUUAGGAAGGAAACUGUCGUCGGUUCAACUUAGACAACACGGAAUGGCACGGAACUGA